Brassica napus (rape) is the source of this 891-nucleotide messenger RNA. Its product is annotated as putative F-box protein At3g23960. The coding region runs from base 1 to 891 and encodes 296 amino acids. NCBI's taxonomy places the organism in Eukaryota, Viridiplantae, Streptophyta, Magnoliopsida, Brassicales, Brassicaceae. The record is from RefSeq and is a predicted model, not a curated record. Gene Ontology annotation, molecular function: protein binding. The transcript has 2 exons.
AUGACGUCACUUCAUCGAAACUCGUUGCCUAUACCUGAUGACCUCGCUGUGGAGAUAUUCUCGAGGCUGCCGUCAAAGGCGAUAGCCAGAUGUCGUUGCGCAUGCAAGCUCUGGUCCUCCAUGCUUCUACGUGAAGAUUUCACAGACUUGUUCUUGACCAGAUCUUCUGCUCGCCCUCAGCUUCUCUUCGCAUGCCAAGAUCACAAUCGUAACUAUAUCUUCUUCUCGUCAUCACCUCAUCCGGAAGAAGAAGAGAACUCGUCUUCGCCAAUCAUCUUGCACGUUUCCCUAGUUCCUCCUACAAGUUAUUUGGUUGUACGAAUGGCUUGUGUUAUGGAGCUAGGCCGAGAUUUGCCACUGGUGGACAACUAUCUUGGAUAUGACCCCGUUUCUAAAAAGUUCAAGGUAUUGUCAAUGGAACGCUCAAAGAUCUCUGCAAAGCACCAAGUUCUGACAUUAGGAACCAAGAAAUUGUCGUGGAGGUUGGUCCAGUGUACCACAGCACAUUAUUCUUCAAAUAAAUGGAUAUCCAUCAGCGGUGUUAUUUACUAUGCAGCUUCAGCCAACAGAUCUUCCGCGAAUUCCAUGGUAGCUUGUUUUGAUUUGAGGGUUGAGAAGUUCAGUUUUGUGAAUUUCGGUAGAGCAAUGCAUGAUUCAACAACUCUGGUUAAUUACAAUGGGAAACUGGGUUUGCUUAUGUCUGGAGAUGCUCCUGGUGAGAAUAUUAGUACAACGAGUAAAAGUUUUCAGCUGUGGGUUUUACAAGAUGCUGAAUGGCCCAAGCAUGUAUACAUAUUACCUCCUUCGUGGAAGGAUGUAGUUACAAAAACCAUGUGCUUUGCUGGAAUAAUAGUUGGUACAAACGAAAUCGUCUUAGCACCUUUGCUCUAA